Molecule: messenger RNA, 1502 nt
Organism: Mytilus trossulus (common blue mussel)
Lineage: Eukaryota; Metazoa; Mollusca; Bivalvia; Mytilida; Mytilidae
Exons: 11
Coding region: 45-1502 (485 amino acids)
Molecular function (GO): calcium ion binding
Source: RefSeq, a predicted model, not a curated record
CAGUGUUAAUGUCAAUGGUCUACACUUCAGAUUGAGAACUGGAAAUGCUUUUGCAUUUAAGGAUAUAUAUUGCUAUUAGUCUCAUUUCUGUUUCAAACCAAGCUUACCUAGGAGGAAGCAUUAGUUGGUUAAAGUGGCCACAUAGUAACAAGGUCCGAUUUACUUAUCGGUUAACAUGGGAAAAGGGCACAGGCCCAUGUGGCCAAAACUGUUCUUCUAGUAACUUGUACAUAAAAGGAACCGUUCCGCCAUCAUUAUCAUCAAUGCAAUGGAAAUGUAUCUCCGGUUGUAAUCCAGCAAUGACUUUAUCAGAUAUUAACACCAUUUUAACAUCAUUUAGUGAACAGUCAGCAGACUGGGAACAAGGCGAAAAUCAUUUUUUUCACAUGAAUCCUGGAACAAACAGAUAUACUGUUCGGCUAGACAGUAUUCCAUGGGCAGUGCCAGCAUCUGGUCCCGGAAGACUUGUUACAACAAUAGAUUUGAGGAUACGGAAUGAUAGUACUUUACCAAACGCUAGUCCUGUGGCAGCAGUUCAACCUACAGUAGGAAUUCCGUUCGGAUGUCCGACAACAAUAACAUUACCAGUAGAAGAUCCUGAUGGUGAUAAUCUACAAGCAAGAGAAGCUUAUCCAGAUGAAUGUGGAGGAGCCUGCACUUCACUUCCAAACUUCAUAUUAAAACCAACUCUAGCACAACUCAUCAUCGAUGCAACUACAAUGAAUGGAUACAAAGCUGGCGAAUCAUACCGUGUAACGCUCAUGAUAGAAGAUUAUCCAAUCUAUACAAUAAAAAUCGGAAAUGACACUGUAACCCCACGCCACAGUAUCAGUAAAAUACCUCUGCAGUUUACCGUGAAAGUGAUUGAUAAUCCGAGUAGUUGCGACGAUACAGACAUGACAUUUGCACAUCCCACGCUUGAUGAUGGACAUCGUAUAUCCUAUCCGGGUUUCCUAAAAAAUGGAAAAUUCAGAAAUGGUGUUUACGUGGAAAGUAAACUAUCAAAUUCAGUGGAAUUUAUGGCAAGUCUUCCAGCAGGGAUGCAAGUGGAAUUGUUGAAAGACGAUUUACUCAGAAAUAAUGUUUCAAGAAUCUAUAUAAGCUGGAACCCUCCUCUUGAGCAGUCAGCUGAUAAUAUAAUGUGUGUAUGGGGAAAACGUAAUAAUGGAAUAACAUCUGAUACACGAUGUGUAGUUGGAUUGAUAAAUGAUUUUAAUGACUGUGACAGAAAGCAUAUUGUAUGUAAAAACAAUGGAAAAUGCGUCAAUCUAUGGCACAGGACAACAUGUAAAUGUCAACAUGGCUUUAAACCAAAAGACUGUACUGAUAGUUAUACUGGUGUUGACUGUGAGACAGAAAUAGAUGAGUGCUCUUCCAACCCAUGUAAACACGGGGGAAGAUGUGUUAAUGAUAUCAACACAUUUUCUUGUUCCUGUGUCCAAAAUUAUACCGGGAAAACAUGCAAUUUUGAUCCAGAACAACAACCUAUGGUAUGUGCAUAA